Talaromyces proteolyticus is the source of this 2091-nucleotide messenger RNA. Its product is annotated as histone deacetylase HdaA. The coding region runs from base 1 to 2091 and encodes 696 amino acids. Gene Ontology annotation, cellular component: histone deacetylase complex. Gene Ontology annotation, biological process: chromatin organization. The record is from RefSeq and is a predicted model, not a curated record. The transcript has 15 exons. Gene Ontology annotation, molecular function: histone deacetylase activity. NCBI's taxonomy places the organism in Eukaryota, Fungi, Ascomycota, Eurotiomycetes, Eurotiales, Trichocomaceae.
AUGGCAAAAUCCAGUGAAGAAUCCGACAGCAUCAUGGAGGAGAAUUCAGAUUGGUCUGCAGACGAUGCUGCGUCUUCUUCGGGAUUGACUGUUGCAUCACUGGCCACCGGCCUUUGUUACGAUAUUCGGAUGCGUUACCAUUGCGAAGUGCGACCCACGGCGGAUGUGCAUCCUGAAGAUCCUCGACGCAUCUACUACAUCUAUAAAGAGAUCUGUAGGGCAGGUCUGGUUGAAGACCCCGAGAUUGCGGCUUCUUCCAAACCACUUGCCCCUCAUCCCUUGCAGCGUAUUGAUGUUCGAGAUGCGACGGAAGAGGAAGUUCAAUUGGUUCACACAGAUGAGCAUUUCAAGUUUGUAGAAAGCACUCGCAACCUGCCUGAUGAGACCCUGAUUCUACUUGAAGAAUCCCGUGAUUCUAUAUAUUUCAAUCGACUUACUUUUGCUUCUGCACUUCUUUCGGCGGGUGGAGCUAUCGAGACUUGUCUCGCGGUGGCUACGCGAAAGGUCAAGAAUGCUAUUGCUGUCAUCAGGCCGCCAGGACAUCACGCUGAGCAUGACAAGACUAUGGGAUUUUGCCUGUUCAACAAUGUUUCGAUCGCAGCCAAGGUGUGCCAGCGACAGCUUGGCGAGAUGUGUCGGAAAAUUAUGAUUAUUGACUGGGACGUUCAUCACGGAAACGGGAUCCAAAAAGCCUUUUACGACGAUCCUAAUGUCCUCUAUAUAUCCAUCCAUGUAUAUGCCGAUGGUAAAUUCUACCCUGGAGGUAAAGAAGGCAACUGGGAUUAUGUUGGGGAGGGUGCUGGUAUUGGAAAAAACUUGAAUAUACCCUGGCCAUCUCAAGGCAUGGGCGAUGGCGAUUACAUGUUUGCAUUCCAGCAGCUCAUCAUGCCAAUCGCAACAGAGUUUGAUCCUGAUUUAGUUAUUGUGGCUUCAGGAUUUGAUGCAGCAGCUGGUGACGAGCUUGGCGGGUGUUUUGUUACUCCAGCCUGCUAUGCGCACAUGACACACAUGCUAAUGACCUUGGCUAAUGGGAAAGUUGCUGUUUGUCUCGAGGGUGGUUAUAAUUUCCGGUCCAUUUCCAAAUCUGCGCUAGCUGUAACAAAAACUCUCAUGGGAGAGCCUCCUGCCAGACUUACAGCUACCACUGCCUCAAACCCCGCAGUACAGAUCGUUAGAAGGGUCAUGGCUGCUCAGUCAAAAUACUGGCGGUGCAUGUACCCCAAAGCACCCGCACAAGAGGGUCUUUUUACAGAUAGAUUUCAUGACGUUAUACGCCAGUACCAGGCCAAGCAGCUAUAUGACAGCUACAAACUCACUAGCCUAUGGAUUUAUCGAGCGACUAUCUCAAAGUCUUUUGAAAAUCAAGUUUUGGCUAGUCCAAAUUAUGACAAAGCCGUUCCCUUGAUUGUGAUAUUCCACGACCCACCUGAGAUGAUGGGAAUUCACCAUCCUAUAACAAAUAAGCUCGAGCCUCAUAACUGUUGGAUGGCGGAUGUCGUCAAAGAAUACAUUGGGUGGGCUAUUCAAAAUAACUACGCCAUUGUCGACGUGAACAUCCCUAAACACCUUACGGUAGAUACAGGCAUUGGCAGGUACGAAGAAGAGGAUGGAGACCGUCCUACGCAGACCGAGGAACUUGCUGGAUACCUGUGGGAUAAUUACCUUGAACCAAACGAAGCAACACACAUAUUUUUCAUUGGGAUCGGCGAUGCUUUCUAUGGAGUUGCUAACCUUCUCAUUAAUCGAGACAGCAUCUACCAGCGCAUUAACAGCGUCAUUUCAUUUGUGGCCGAAAAUCCAGUUCGCGCCGUGGCAUCACCGACCCAAACGUGGCUAUCUAGGUGGUACAAGGAUAAUUCCCUAGUCUUCGUCUCCCACGUCCAUGGACUCUGGCACAACACAGAAAACCGGCGCAAGCCUUCAAAACGCUACGGUCGUCUAUUGCAAUCCCCCAAAACGGGACUCAACGAAAUGCUGAUGCACCACAAAACCGAAGUUUGUGGCUGGAUCGAGACGCGAGUCAACACUCGUGGCAGCAGUGAGGAAGGAGAUGAAGACGCAGUCGAGGCAGAAUCAAAAGAAGCAGUCUAG